CCCAUUUGCCACUCGUACCAGGGCCCUUAUUUGGCAGGGCCUUCGGGAGCCAAGCAUCGCCGGGCCAUAAAACGAACCAAAGCCAUGGACACGGGCGCACGGACGCUCUCCACCUCUCCUCCUCUCGCAGCCCGACCUCCUCCACGGCUCGCGGCAAGGAGAGAUCGUCGAUGGACGGGCACGCGGUGGACGAGCUGAUCCGGCGGCUCCUGGACGGGAAGAAGGGCAAGGCGCCCGGCAAGAAGGUGCAGCUGAGCGAGGCGGAGAUCCGGCACCUCUGCGUCACCGCCAAGGGGAUCUUCCUCUCCCAGCCCAACCUCCUCGAGCUCGAGGCCCCCAUCAACGUCUGCGGCGACAUCCACGGGCAGUUCUCGGACCUACUCCGGCUGUUCGACUACGGCGGGCUGCCGCCGACGGCCAAUUACCUGUUCCUGGGCGACUACGUGGACCGGGGCAAGCAGAGCAUCGAGACCAUCUGCCUGCUGCUGGCGUACAAGAUCAAGUUCCCGGACAACUUCUUCCUGCUGCGGGGCAACCACGAGUGCGCCUCCAUCAACCGCAUCUACGGCUUCUACGACGAGUGCAAGCGCCGCUUCAGCGUCCGCCUCUGGAAGCUCUUCACCGACUGCUUCAACUGCCUCCCCGUCGCGGCGCUCAUCGACGAGAAGAUCCUCUGCAUGCACGGCGGUCUCUCCCCGGACCUCGACAGCCUCGACCGCAUCGCCGAGAUCCAGCGCCCCGUCGACGUGCCCGACCAGGGCCUCCUCUGCGACCUCCUCUGGUCCGACCCCGACCGCGAGAGCCCCGGCUGGGGCGAGAACGACCGCGGCGUCUCCUUCACCUUCGGCGCCGACAAGGUCGCCGAGUUCCUCAACAAGCACGACCUCGACCUCAUCUGCCGCGCCCACCAGGUCGUGGAGGACGGGUACGAGUUCUUCGCGGACCGGCAGCUGGUCACCAUCUUCUCCGCGCCCAACUACUGCGGGGAGUUCAACAACGCCGGCGCGCUGAUGAACGUCGACGCCAGCCUGCUCUGCUCCUUCCAGAUCCUCAAGCCCUUGAGAGCCAAAGCGCAGGCGGACUAACAGAGUUUUUGUUACUAUAUUGCUAUUAGAGGCUCGGUUAGAAUCAUGGAGAUCUCAUAGAUUUGCAUGCACGUAUAUAUUUCUCCUUGCAGAUCCAUGGUUCUUUCGAAUCGUUUGCUUGUAAUUCAUUAUAUAUGUGUAUGUAUAUAGUCAUAUAGAGGCAUUCACGUCCA
Molecule: messenger RNA, 1258 nt
Organism: Triticum aestivum (bread wheat)
Lineage: Eukaryota; Viridiplantae; Streptophyta; Magnoliopsida; Poales; Poaceae
Product: serine/threonine-protein phosphatase PP1
Exons: 3
Coding region: 171-1085 (304 amino acids)
Cellular component (GO): cytoplasm; nucleus
Molecular function (GO): protein serine/threonine phosphatase activity
Source: RefSeq, a predicted model, not a curated record